UAGUUUUUAUUUGACAGUUGAACUAGAUUCUGAAAUAUCAUUACUACCUUAGGCUUAACUGCUGAACUGGCAUACAUAUAGCAUUACUGCAUUGAGACAUAAAACCGAUGGCUUUGAUGAAAGAUACAAGUUUGGCAAUGUGGCUGGAUCCACCUGUUGAUUUCAGUCAGAGUUUGCAGGAAAUUGAAAAGUUGGAAAAACAAUUGUCAUGCAAUUCAUGCAACAAAUAUAUGACGGAGCCAAUAACGUUAUGGAGUUGCGAUCACAUAUUUUGUCAGGAUUGUAUAGAAACAAUGAAUGACAAAUGUAAGGUCUGUAAUCUCCCAUGUUGGCCUGAAGAUCAAACAGAAAAUAAAGCUAUAAUGGAUAUUGCUAGAUUAACAACUUCAUUGAAAGAAUUAUUGGAAGGUUAUAUGCUUGAAACAAACCAAGUCUCUCGUUUAUCGAGGAAAAACAAUGAAAAACAUCCUGAGGAAAAAUCUAAAUCUGAUAAACGAAAUACAGCCGAAAGUACAAAAUCUAAGAAAUCAACAAAUACCCGAGCAGUAUCAAAAAAACGUUCAAAAUUCAAAAUAACGCCAUCAAAACCAUUUCCUGAAAUUACAUCGGAUUCAGAAGACUCACAACCAACUGAAAACAACAACAAAAAUACAGCGAUAAUAGAUGAUGCUAAUAGGAGUCCUGCUAAGAAGCCAAAAGCAAAUGAUGAUACUGAUUCUCACUUGAAAGAAGCCUUAAAUAAUAAUGUAUUUAAUUUUGCGACCCCAUCUCCUCCGCCCAAACGAAAGCGGGCAUUAAUUCGAACUCCUCGCACACCACUAUACACUCCAAAUCGGAAUGUAUCUUCCCCAUCUGGAAUGAAAACACCAAAAACUCCGAGAUCAACAAAGAAGAAUAAAAGGGGAGAGACCUUGCUCCACAUAGCUGCUAUGAAGGGUAAAAUUGAUGACAUGAAGAAAUUAAUAGAGGAGGGAGCUGAUCUCAAUGCUAAAGACAAUGCUGGAUGGACUCCUUUGCACGAGGCUUGCAAUCAUGGGCACAUUGAUGCAGUUCGGCAGCUUCUUGAAUCUGGAGUUUUAGUCAAUACACCUGGUUAUGAAGAUGAAACUGCCUUGAUGGAUGCUGUGUUAAAUAGACAUCUGGCAAUAGUUGAAUUACUUUUACAAUAUGGUGCAGACACGUCUUUGAGAAACUCUCAUGGUCAAACAGCAUUUGACCUUGCGAUUGAUCGAAAUAUAAAAGAUUUAGUAGUGGAACAUAAAUAUGAUAGUCUGGAUAAUACAAGUUCAGAAACUGAACAAUUGCCGGAUUUUGCUCCAGAAGAAAUAAUUAUCAGUUAUUCAAAUUCAGUGAGAUUUGAUAAAGUAAAAACUUGUGCGGAGAUAUUGAAAGCGAUUGUUAAUACCAAAGAUGCGGUUUCAGCUACUCAUUAUAUUGUUCCGAGCUAUGAAGAUGGAAAAGCUCCACGAACCAUCAAGUACAUGCAAGCUGUUGCAAAAGGAAUAUGGAUUGUUAAAUGUGACUGGUUGGAAGCUUGUACUGUAACUGGAGGAUGGGUGGCAGAAAAUAGUUUUGAAAUAUUGGGAUCAAGAGAAGAUAUUUUGAUUGGUGGACCUAAGAAAUCACGUUUGAAUAAAGCAGCACAGUGUCCUGCAGUAUUUCACGGAUGCCAUUUUUAUUUGUCUGGUAAUUUCAAACCACCAAAUGCAACCAAACAACAAUUAGGUGAAUUAUUACAAUCAGCAGGUGGGAUCCUACUGUCACGAGAACCUAAACCUGAUAGUGAUAGCAUUCAAUUAUGCACAAAAGUACCAUACCAUGCACAAAAAGAUUCUGCACAAUAUUUUUAUACAUAUUAUAUAGUGUAUGACGGCAAUCAAGGUAAACCAUCAAGACUGGUUCGUCGUGGAAAAGUAUGCAGUGUUCCUCUCAGUUGGAUAUUCGAUUGCAUAUCUCAAUUCUGCCUGUGUGAAAUUCCAGGAUAAAAAGUUAUAUACAUCCUUUUUCAUACCAAAUU
Molecule: messenger RNA, 2017 nt
Organism: Styela clava
Lineage: Eukaryota; Metazoa; Chordata; Ascidiacea; Stolidobranchia; Styelidae
Product: BRCA1-associated RING domain protein 1-like
Biological process (GO): protein K6-linked ubiquitination
Cellular component (GO): BRCA1-BARD1 complex; BRCA1-A complex
Molecular function (GO): ubiquitin-protein transferase activity; protein binding
Source: RefSeq, a predicted model, not a curated record